CAGAAAUGGUGUAGCAGCUGCCUGGCGGUGGGAGAACGCCGCGAGUGGAUUUUCUACCUGUCGGUUAAAUCGUCGUCCAAUCACGUACCCAAAUUGAACUUCAAAUAUAUUCUGUACCUGUGAGGAUUGCGCGGGGUGAGCGCCGGAGACGCACAAACGGUCGCAGCGCCAUUCGCACGUAUUUUUCGCCUUUUCGUGCGGCUGCAAGGGAGAAGAAGAAAAAAAAACGGCCAAGCCCAAAAAGGGCACCGAAAGAACACAGUAGGCAUCGGUCGUCCAUCCACCAAUAUCCGAACGGUACCAAAAGCAAAAAAAAAACAAAAUCAAACAAACGUAACGAGAUCGUGAAGAGGAAGCAUCAGAGAAAUAGUUUGUUGAAGCAGUGGCUGUGUGCAGUGAAAUGGAUGCGAAGGCGGUAACGGCGGCGGCGACGGAGACGGCAUCAAAAUUAACCGUGUGUAACGACUAAACAACAAACAGGAGUUCCGCAUUUUAAGAGAGAGGAGAGUGCGAGUGUUGUGUCUUCACCGUACUCUAUUUUAUAUAUAUAUGUGUGUUGCGUGUUGUUAUAAAUAUAGAGAGUGUUGUUGGAUUUGCCCCCUUUCUCGCGACACCUAACCUAGGCAACUACCGUCUCUCUACGCCUAAAUAUACACAUAUAUUUAUUCGGCUCCUCUAUUUUUCCCUCUUUCUUCAUUCAAUUUUUUUUUGCUCUUUGCUUGUUUCGUCCGCAGCUUCUGUUGUUUCAAAAUAUAUUUCGUUUAUGUAUGUGUGCGUGCGUGUGUUGAUGUAACCAAGUUGUUAUUUUAUUUUCGAGAGAGAUAUAUAUCGCUUUUGUGAAAACGCACCAAAAUGGACGAGAAAACUAAGUGCCAAGUGAGACAACAGUCGAUAGGAAGCGAUUCCAACAGCGAAGAUACACUCAGAAAUGAAAGCGCUUUGGGAUCAGCCUCAGCAUUGCCAUUGGACAAGAGAAUUUGCUUGGUGGGUGGAGCGGCUAAUGACGAAGCGGUAUGUGGGGCGGCACAGUCAUUCGGAGUACCGAUCGUGACAUCGCCGGACGGAUACGAGUAUGCUGGAGAUCAAAGCUGCUCAACAAUAUUUGUACUAGAGAAGUUCCAAGGGCCACAGUACGAUCACCUCUGCAAGUCACGGCAUCCUCUGCUGGGAAUGCCAGCCCUCCGUCAGUUGGCUAUAAGAAAAGACAAAUUACCUAAUAACACGAGACCUCUCUACACCUUAGCCAUGACGGGAGUCGUCGUAUGUUUUACAGGAUUUAGAAAUAAAGAAGAUUUGACUAGACUAGUGCCCUUGGUGCACCACAUGGGCGGGUCGAUACGCAAAGAAAUGUCUUUUAAAGUUACUCAUCUGAUAGCAAAUGCCAGUGGAGGAGAGAAGUAUAAGUACGCCAACGUCUUCAGGCUUCCCAUAAUGAAUUACGCAUGGGUUCUGACCAGUUGGGAUAGGAGAAACGACAUGGAGUUUAGUGCCAUUUGUGAUAAAUUUGUGAGCGAGUUUAAAUUGAAACCCUUCCAUGGUGCACGGGUGUGCUUUCUUGGAUUUCCAGAAGAGGAGGAAAAGCACAUGGCUGAAAUCCUGGUGUCAAAUGGAGGCACGGUGGCUCCUCUGGAUGACCCCACCUGUACGCAUGUCGUGAUGGACCACGCUGAGAAUUACCCGUUGGAAGCUAAUGGCGGCUCACACACUCCUCAACCUGUAAUAACUCUCGAAUCCAACGAACCUUCUCCUACUUUAACAAUUGCUUCCGAACUGACGACGCCUCCGAAUGAACAGCAGCUUCAACAGCUAGCUCUUCGCAAGGCAGAGUUUAAAACCCCGAAACUAUCCACUUUACAUGAGAAAUCACACGACGACGCGAUUUGUUCGCAGCUGAACGAUACGGUUUUUGAUACGACCGUGAACAUGCAGAAUCUCGACUUGGAUCAGUCCACAUCGAGCACGAGAAAACGCAAGUUAAGAUCACCCGAAUCAAGUUUUCUGUGUUCGAAACGAAAUAAGAAAGAUUUGAGCUAUAGCGAAAACACGAAAAGAAAAAUCACUGAUUUCUUGAGAACUCCGUUCAAUUACUUGUCGAAUCGUCGACGAACUAUCGGGGCGAAUAGAAGUUUGAACGAGGGUGAAAUUAUGGUUGACUCCACGUCCGGCAUCUUCGAAGUGCAAACUUUCGAUAAUCUGAGCUCAUCUUGCAACCGUACUCCGGCUAAUAAUAACGGCAAGAAACCGCGCAAAAAUCUUUUCCAACGAACGUUCAGCAGUUCAAAGUUUGUUCGUAACACCACCCGCAAGAACGAUUUGAACGCUACCAAACUGAGUUUCACCGAAUGUGACGGUGGUAACUCGAUGAACAUCUCCUGUUUCCCUGAUUUCUCCGAACAAUCUAAUCUCCAUUCCACUUUCCUUGAGCCACGUCAGCUUCGCAGCACUGGACCGGAUCCAUCAGGGGCCCAUUUAACUCAUGCUGCGGUUGUAGAUGAAUCUCAAGUGACGGAAAGACCCGACGUGGUUCCGAAAGCCCACGUAGUGAAAGCCGAAUGGUUUUGGACAUCAGUUCAAAAAGAAAUCAGUUUGGAAGAAAAAGCUUAUUUGCUUAUGGAGUUGAAUGAUCGAGUUUCAUCUCCGAGCGUUCGUAGAGACUCUCAUCAAGCCACGCCCGGCAGCGCAAGUCGUCGGAAAAGGAAAAGACUGUUGGAGACAUUGGCACAUCCUCAACAGUCGCCCGUGGUUCACCAUAAAAGGCGGUCUUCAAUCAGCGAUGCAGGUCUACAUUCUGUAUCUGGUUCGUUUUUGGAUUGUACCGCAAGCCCAGAUAAGGCUUUAUACGAUGGGACGGAAUCAAGUACCGUUCCAGAUACUCCUCGCAAGGGUCUCACCGCCCGCCAACAGGUCUUCCUAGAGCUGGUCCAAACCGAAUCGAAUUAUGUAAAUAUAUUGGACACAAUAAUGAAGAUGUUUAAGAAACAUUUAGAAGAAAUGGACGAAGAGGAUGCUCUUUUAAAUAAUACCGAAUUGAAGAUCAUCUUUGGUAACGUGCCGCUGAUUUUCGAAACGCAUUUAAAGAUGCUGGACGAGUUACGCAAGCUCUCUGCUCACUGGAGCGAAGAAAAGUGCGUAGGAAAUGUGAUAUUGAAGUACUCCACUGAUCUGCUGAAGGCCUAUCCACCUUUCGUGAAUUUCUUCGAGGAGAUGAAGGAGAUGCUCACGCAGUGCGAUGUUAACAAACCCCGAUUCCAUGCGUUCCUUAAAGCAUGCCAGACGAGGCCGGAGUGCGGACGUCAAGGUCUUCAAGAUCUUCUCAUUAGGCCAGUUCAGCGAUUACCCAGUAUCAGCUUACUUUUAAAUGACAUUUUGAAGAACACGCCGAAAUCAAAUCCAGAUCACAACGCGCUAGACCAAGCGCUAGCGUCAAUCCGUGAAGUAAUGACUCACAUCAAUGAAGACAAAAGGAAAACGGAAGGUCAAAGGGUCAUGUUUGAUAUUUUCAACGAUAUUGAUAAUUGCCCGCCUGAUUUAGUUUCCUCUCACAGAAGCUUCAUAGCUAAAUCUGAAGUUGUGCAGCUAUCAUCAUCCGAAGGCCUCUCUGGCAAAGGCAAUCCUUUGGUGCUGUUUUUAUUUUCGGAUCAAUUGGAGAUCUGCAAGAAGCGUUCGAAGGCCUUCAACACAAUGAAAUCUCCGAACACGGUUAACGGUUUGCACAAGAACUCUGCAAGUAAACCGUACAAGCACAUUAAGUUGAUGUCCUUAAGUAACAUUAAACGCGUGAUCGAUAUCAAGGAAACGGAAGAUUGUCAGAAAGUGUUUGGUUUUGUCGUCAGGCACAACGAUGAACUCAAGGAACGUCUUUUCACGUUUGUUAUGUCUGACGAGGAUGCCGACAAAGUAACUUUCCUGAAAACACUUUGUCGGCAGAUGGCUACAAAUGCCUGUACAGCGGAUUCGGAUAAGUUUAUGGCCUUUUUGGAGCCGCACGAUCUGGAUAUAAACACCAGCGAUGUGAACAAUGGAACUUUGUCGAAGGCAUUCAAAUUUGCGACGAGAACGCGACUAAAAGUUGGCAGAGCGUUUUCUUUUAACAAAACGCCUUCUAAAUUGAAACGCGCUGUCUCCUCGAUGAUUUCCUCACCUUUUGGCAGCUCAACGAAUUUAACACCCGCAUCUCAACUCGCCCAAAUGAGACUAGCCAGUUACAACAACAUAAGCGAAUUGGGCAACGCAGACAACGUCGACUCUCCACCAAUCGCUCCUCUCUCUGUGCAGCCGACGCGAAAACUGAAAACAGGCUCAUUGGGCGUUAGCGCUCUUAAAAGAUUGUAACCUCUAUUCACUCCAUCUUUAUCCCAAUCACAAAAAAA
Molecule: messenger RNA, 4370 nt
Organism: Nicrophorus vespilloides
Lineage: Eukaryota; Metazoa; Arthropoda; Insecta; Coleoptera; Silphidae
Gene: pbl
Product: protein ECT2
Exons: 12
Coding region: 853-4332 (1159 amino acids)
Biological process (GO): intracellular signal transduction; nervous system development; mitotic cytokinesis
Cellular component (GO): nucleus; cell cortex
Molecular function (GO): guanyl-nucleotide exchange factor activity; GTPase activator activity
Source: RefSeq, a predicted model, not a curated record